This is a messenger RNA of Lonchura striata (white-rumped munia), 2538 nucleotides long. RefSeq names its product RAD21 cohesin complex component like 1 (gene RAD21L1). Gene Ontology annotation, molecular function: protein binding; chromatin binding. The record is from RefSeq and is a predicted model, not a curated record. Gene Ontology annotation, cellular component: meiotic cohesin complex. Lineage: Eukaryota; Metazoa; Chordata; Aves; Passeriformes; Estrildidae. Gene Ontology annotation, biological process: sister chromatid cohesion; replication-born double-strand break repair via sister chromatid exchange.
GGCUGUGCCCAUCCAUCCCUCAGGAUCCCGCUAAAUCCGACACGUCCCUCCUGGCAUUGCUCAGGCCCCCUGUCCCCUCAGCGACUUGGACACCUCAUCCCCUCAGGUCCUGUUAAAUCCGCAGGACCUGGCUGGUUCUCCCUGUCCCCUCAGGCACCAUUAAUCCACCCUGACCCAUCCCCUAAGGAUCCCGCCGAAUCCCCCCCACCCGCCCUCUGAGGGUCCCGCUAAAUCCUUUUAUUCCCUCAGUGCUCUCAGGGUUCUCCCAUUCCCUCAGCACCCAGCCGGGUGAUCCCAGCCCUUCUGGAUCCCACUAAGUCCUCACAUCCCCUCAAUGUCUGCCUGGGUACCCUGUCCCCUCUGAUCCCAUAAAUCCUCUCAUCCCCUUCAGUGCCUGGUUGUGUUCCCCCAUCCCCUCAGAUCCCACUAAAUUCCCCCUUCCCCAUAGCACCCGAUUGGGUCCCCCAUCUCCUCAGAUUCCAUUAAAUCCCUAAUCCCUCUUGGUGCCCCAGGACCUAUCUCCUGUUGCAACGGGAAGAGCUCAGGGAAUUUUGUCAGGGCUGCCUUGAGACCUUUGGCCAGGCACCAUGUUCUACGUCCAUUUGCUCAUCAACAAGCGGGGGCCUCUGGCCAAAAUCUGGCUGGCUGCCCACUGGGAGAAGAAGCUCACCAAGGCACAUAUCUUUGAGUGCAAUUUAGAGGCCACCAUACAACAAAUCGUCUCCCCAAAGUUUUCUAUAGCUCUGCGAACCUCUGGACACUUACUCCUGGGGGUGGUGCGGAUUUACAAUAGGAAAGCAAAGUACCUCUUGGGAGACUGCAGUGAAGCUCUGACCAAGAUGAAGACAGCCUUUCGUCCAGGGCUUCUUGACCUUCCAGAAGAGAACUUUGAGGCUGCUUAUCAGUCCAUUACAUUACCUGAAGAAUUUCAUGAUUUUGAAGCACAACUACCAGAUGUAAAAGCUAUUGAUGUUGCUGAACAUUUUACCUUGAAUCAGAGCAGAGCUGAAGAAAUCACACUUACAGAGGAUUAUGAAAGCAGUAUACUUCUCUGUGAUAGAAACUUUGAUGAAGAAGCAGAAGCGCUGAGGAGACAGAGCCUCUUUGACGGCAGUGCCCUGACGAGCAGUAACAGUCUGGUGGCCGAUCCCAACUCAGCCAGCACCAGCCGAGACAAAUCUGUGCUGCACGAAGAUGUUCUGCACGAAGAUGUUUACUCCUUCCAGGAUGACCAUUUUGGGGAUGAGGAGGAUGCUGCAGAUAUGAUUGAAAUCCUGCUGAGGGAUGAGCAAAAUGUCCUAGAUAAAGACAUUCUUGAUGUGGAGGAAGCACAUCCUUUGUCACAAGAUCUGCCAGAGAACAGCACAGCCAUUGAGUCCAACUGUGCAGACACCACUGUUAAGGAUGUAAAUCACACAAUGAAUGAGACAAUGCUUUUGCUCCAGGAAGAAGGAUUUGUUCUUGAGCCAGUUGAUGAUACAGCUGUCACCCAGAGGAACAAAAAACAAAAAAAGAGGAAGCUGCUGGUGGAUGUAGAGAAGGAGCUCAGCUGCCACACCAUUUACAAGCAGAUCACCAACUACACAGACCUCCUGGGCACACUGGACCUCGCUCCCCCAACCAAGAAAAUGAUGAUGUGGAAGGAGUGGGGAGCUGUGGAUAAACUCCUGUCCCAUUCUUCACAGCCUAUGCUUCAUGCUCAGCUGCAAAAGAUGUUUGAAAAAUGCUUAAAGACUGACAAAUGUAAGAUGAGAGCAAAUGGAAUACACAGGAUGUCUGAAAUGAAAGAAAUGGGAAAAGAGCAAGAUAUUACAGAGAUGCUGCCAAUAGAAGAGCCAAGUUACCUGCAGGAGCCAGCUCAUUCCGAGACUGGGAGCAAAAUUAGAAAUGAUUCCUUUAUGUUGACAUCACAGAAUGACAGAAAUGAAACCAAUGAGAACUGUGGUGAAAUUAUAGAGGAUGGAGCAGCUUUCUCCGAGAGCUCAAAAAAUUCCCUGGGCCAGGAAGCUGAAACACAGCAGGUGGAAGUGCCAGAGGAGCAAACACCAACCAGGAAAGACAAUCAAGAAAUAAGAUGGGGCAAAAGAACUCUUUGGUUACAAAAAACUUUACAGCAACUGAAGACAUCAGGCGUGUGUUCCUUCAGUUUUCGGGAGCUCUGCCGGAGAAACAACCGCAAAGAAGCUGCAGCCACAUUUUACAUCUUCCUGGUGCUGAGGAAGCAGCAGGUCCUCAAGCUGCAGCAGCUCGAGCCCUUUGCUGACCUCACAGCCACUGCUGGGCCCAUGUUUGACAAGAUCAGAUAAACUGAUCAAAAUACAGUUUAGGUUGCACUUUCCAGCAAAUAGUUUUCCUGGAAAAAGGAUGGAAUGUCUUGUCAAGUUGUGGGAGAUGAGCAGAGCUUCCUGUCCUCUACACCACGCAGUAAUGGCUUGUGCAGGGGUCCUGCCCCAGGUGAUCACUGCAGGGCUUAUUAUUAAUAUUUAUAGUUAUAUGAUUACUUAUAUGAUAGUUAUACAAUAUGUUAAUAAAAUACCA